AUGGCGUCUGAUUCUGAGGAUUCCACCAUUCCAGAGGUUGCGGCACCAAACGCCCUCGAUCCUUAUGCUAAUCCCCUCUAUCUCCAUGCUGCGGAUUCUUCAAGCAUCUCCUUGGUGACUGAUCGUCUGGUUGAUGAAUCUAAUUACAACGUCUGUGCCACCUCAAUCGUCCAGAUCUUGACGGCGAAGAACAAACUCGGCUUCAUCUUCGGUACUGUUCCCCAACCCCCUGAAAAGAGUUCUGAUUACGGUGCUUGGCUUCGAUGCAACGCCAUGGUUGGUACAUGGAUCAACAACUCCGUUACUCCUGAGGUUAAAUCCAUGAUCAUCUAUAUCCCUGACGCUCAUAAAAAAUGGCUGACCCUGGAAACCCGUUAUAAGCAGAAGAAUACUUCAAAAAAAUUUCACAUCGAACAGCAAAUUGAACUGUUACAGCAAGGGGCCAUGGAUUUAAAUGCUUUCUUUACAAAGCUUAAUUCCCUCUGGGAAGAACUGAAGAUGCAUGACCCUGUUCCUAUUUGCACCUGUGGAUUUUGCUCUUGCAAUUCUAAAGGACGUUUGACAGAGUAUCUGGAUAAAAAGAACGUUGUUAGUUUCCUAAUGAAACUUAACGAAUCUUUUCAUUUGGCCCGCCGACAGAUACUUAUGUUAGACCCACUACCUGACAUUUCACGUGUCUAUAGUAUGAUCACUCAAGAGGCCCACCAACGACAGGCUUUGCCAGCUGUUCCUGACUCAGUAGCUUUUCAAGCCCAUUCUGCUUCUGCUUAUAGGCCCCGUUCAUCUCAGCCCUCCAAGUCACGCCCUUAUUGCACUCACUGUGGACUUCAGGGCCACACAAUCUCCCGCUGCUACAAGCUUCACGGUUACCCUCCCGGCGUUCAUCCUUCCGGUAACAAAUCUGGUUUGUUGCCCACUCCGAAACUGGGUUUCUCUGAUAAAACUCAGCCCUCCGUCAACAUGGUUGAUGUCGAGACUUCUGGUUCCCAGUCUUCCGCUGUGACGUCUCUUGGCGAUUCCCAUCUCGCCCAAGCUCAGGUUCUAUUCGACCAAUUUCAGGCUCAGCUCAAAGGGCUUAGCACUCUCGCUUCGGAUUCUAAUGUUGCAGCUGCUGCCAUACCCUCUACCACCCCUCUCCCACCACCAGGACCCUACUCGGGCCUUGAUGAUUGGGAAGGGUAGUCUUCAUCAGAACCUUUACUUAUUCAGUGUGAAUGGAGCUUCUUCUUCAUCCUCUGUUUAUCCAUCUGCUCUAUGCACGACUUUAUCUACAACAGCAUCACUUGACCUCUGGCAUAUACGCCUCGGUCAUCCAUCCUUUUUACGCAUCCAAGCUCUGGGCAACUCAUCUCAGCUCGUUUUACUUCCUCAAAAGAGCAACUCUCUCACUGCUCCAUUUGUCCCAUUGCCAAACAACGUCGACAUCCAUUUCCUUCCUCGGGAAAUUUGUCUAAAGCACCCUUUGAUCUAGUUCAUUUAGAUAUCUGGGGUCCUUUUCACGUUUGUUCUGUCAAUGGUCAUAGAUAUUUUCUUUCAAUUGUGGACGAUUGCACCAGAGUUACUUGGAUCUACUUAUUAAAGAAUAAAAGUGAUGUUGUUUCUUAUUUUCCUCAGUUU
Tarenaya hassleriana is the source of this 1617-nucleotide messenger RNA. RefSeq lists its product as uncharacterized. Lineage: Eukaryota; Viridiplantae; Streptophyta; Magnoliopsida; Brassicales; Cleomaceae. Bases 1 to 1182 code for a protein of 393 amino acids. The transcript has 2 exons. The record is from RefSeq and is a predicted model, not a curated record.